This is a messenger RNA of Ctenopharyngodon idella (grass carp), 4240 nucleotides long. It is a transcript of the gene fam222ba, whose product is annotated as family with sequence similarity 222 member Ba. The coding region runs from base 341 to 2119 and encodes 592 amino acids. The record is from RefSeq and is a predicted model, not a curated record. NCBI's taxonomy places the organism in Eukaryota, Metazoa, Chordata, Actinopteri, Cypriniformes, Xenocyprididae. The transcript has 3 exons.
UGAAGCUUUGAGAGGUUGUAGACAUUCUUACCGCUGUCUGAUGGAACAGAGACACUGUGAUGAAAGAGACCCUCAUCGGACACAACCGCUCUUCCCUUCUGCAAUCUGUCCAAAAAAGCAUCUGAAGACACCAAACUGGCCGGAGUACAGUGAAAGAGACAUUUCCGUAUGGUCUGUGGACGAAAAACUGAGCAACCUGUGAAGUGAACAAAUAAAGGACAAGCGACAGUGUGAGGAGGAGUAUUUGGCCCAUGUUGCUCUAGGAGUGAGUGAGUGAGUGUGUGUGUGUGUGUGGGUGUGUGUGUGAGUGUGUGCGUGUGUGUGUGAGUGUGUGUAUGAGAUGCUGGCCUGUCUGCCAGGGCCAGGUGAUCUCUCCCUUCAGCUCCACCCCCACUCGCAGAUGAACACUGGACUUCAGAAAUGGGACACUCCACAAAGGAUGAGAUCUGCUCAGUAUCCAACCCCUGCGGAAUUGGAUGCUUAUGCUAAAAAGGUUGCCAACAAUCCACUCACCAUCAAGAUCUUCCCCAACAGCGUCAAGGUCCCUCAGCGAAACCACAUUCGACGUACAGUCAACGGACUUGACACCGCUGGCCCCAGAUACAGUCCCUACCCUUCCUCUCAGACCACUGCCAAGACUGGUCUCCUUGCCAUCGUCAAAGUGCCCCUCGUCAAGGGCAUCAUCAAGGACUUUGACGGCACACGGGCACGUCUGCACCCAGAGGUGAUUAUGAAUGCCGCCGGCGGCCCUUAUGCAGCCACCUCGGCCAGCACUUUAAACCUGCACCACCUGUCGCAGGGUCCUCCCAGAGCGUCCCAGAAUCCACAGGGACUUCCUCAACACCCUCAGAAUCUCCAGACUUUGCAGCAACAGCCUGGGCCUCCACACCAAGGACUCGGACACAGACCUUCUUCCUCCAUGCCACAGCAACUCCAGGGCCUUCCGAGGCCUCAGAAUCUGUCCCACGCAGCUUCUUUAGGCCACCCUGGCGCCCACCCACCUUCAGCCAUCCUGCUUCCUCAGCAGCACCUACAAAAUCCCUCUGCAAGCCUGCAGGUGGGUGCUCGGAAGUUACCGGUUGCAGACGCCCCUCCUAACGUGACUGUUUCUACCUCAACCAUUCCAUUGUCCAUGGCCGGAGGGAUCCACCAGGACCGUCAGGCGGACUUAAACAGCAUAGUGCAUCAGAUAAGCCAGUUCUGCCAGGCUAGGGCUCAGGGCGCUGGUGCCACAUCGAUGUGUGAAGGGCAGAUUGCCAACCCUAGUCCCAUUAACCGAAAUCUACUCAUCAACGCCAGUUCUCGAGUGUCAGUGCAUGCGGGAAACCCUAGUGCACUCGCUCCUGGUCUUAUGCACCCAUCCUGUGCUAUUGGACCUCCUGAUAAAGUAACUGCUUCUGCGCCGGUGAGUGCAAUGCCUCCACAUAACAUGGCAGCAAUGAACCACAUGUAUCACAGCGAUAUGAAACAACAGCACCUACAGCAUCAAAGCCAUCAAUCUCAGCGAAAUCCCCAGCACCCACAGAUGAGGUCCUGGACUCAGCAUCAGCUUGCUCACCUUCAGCACAUUUCGGAAGGGGGCGGACACCCCUGCAAACCGCAGAGUCUUGACCCUGGCCUCCCCUGCAAGGGCAUUACCUAUCCCCCAGAAAUGGGCAUGGGGCAGCCUUAUGCCAUGAAACCCUCCAGCCCCUCGCCGCCACUUGCCAACAACCACAGCAGCAAUGCAAUGCCCCCAGGCGCGGUAACGCACUACACCAAUGGGCAGUACUACCACCAGCCGCCGGUAUGGGGUAGUAUUCUUCCCACACCCAACAGUGACAGCUCUGGCUCACAGGACCUCCCGGUGCCCUUCCAUGGCACUGGCACGGGCAAUACCAACCCCACCCCAGGGAUGGACCCCGUGGGAGGAGCGGCCCAUUAUCGAUUAGUAGGGGGUGCCUUAAUAGGGCAGACUAAUCUGAUGCAAACUGCAGAUUGCAUGGGAGGGGACUUCCAGACACCCUGCUUCCGAGAUCAGAAUCUCAUCCUGAUGGGGAAGAUGCACAGGCCACCCCCUAUGGGCCGGGUAGUGGUCCCCCCCUCCCAGACGCAAGGCCAGCACCCAGGGUACAGAUAAGCUUCAGCCCACAAGCCUCAGACACAGUCUCUCCUCAGUGAAGUCAGCCACACAUGUGCGUGUCCUCGACAUCUUCUGUUAGUCUUAAUAAAAUUACAUUACGAGAGGAACUAAAUGAGCUCAAAAUCUCAAGGAUGAUUGUCGAUGAAAACAAAGAAAAAAAUAAGAAUAUAAACAUGUCUAAUGAAGAGCAGUGUUUUGUGUUACUAAUCUUGCAAGUGAUCAAUUUUUUUUUUUUGCUUUUUAACAAGUGCUUUUUGAGGCACUAAAGGGAAUUUAAUUUAGUUUUUUUCCCCACUUCAGUCCUGUCUAUCUCCUAGUACCCGGAUCUCAAGUGCUCCUGGGUUAUUUAUGAACAUCUUUCUUGUGUUAGUGCUUACUUUAUUAAAAGUGUCUUGUGAAAUAGAUCACUUCUAAGCUGAGAGCACCAGGCCUUCUGUGCAUUGGACAACCAACUUGCUUUCAUUUGAGAGAUCUACGUUUCAAGCCUGUCUUAUAACAUCAAGAUGGCUGACAGGCUCAGAGCACUUCCCUCUUCAGCAUGACACAUUCUUUGUCCUUUCUUUCUUUUUUCAGUGUCUGAACUAUGUAGGAAAAUGCCAAUCACUGGUCCCUUCAGACUGUUCCUAGGUGAAAGCUCUUGUCAUGUGCUCCUUUACACCAGGCACCCGUGUUUCUUUAUUUUUAGAAAUAAAAUGGAUUUGUUAUGGGCUUUAUGGAUUUAUGUGUGAAAUGGGAACUGCUUUAAGCUUGUGAAAGGUUGAAACAUCACCUCGUUUUGCUGGACACAUUGUGACCGACAGGAAACUUAAAAGACAGGAACCGCAUUCAUGUAUCACGCCUCUUUUAGUGAUGCAACAAAUCAGGUGUCAUUUGCAUUCUGAGUCACUAAUGUGAGUGAAGUUUUGUAUAAUGAUUGUGAAAGCUUCUGUCUUUUCUCCGUAAAGCUGUAAAGGCCAAAAGAGAAGAGCUACAGAUGUUAAUGUUAAAGCUGUGCCAUUUUCGUUUUACCUAAUCAUUAUACUCCCUUUAUUUCUUAACAUAUGAGAAACUACUACUUGAAUUGUAUAGAUGAGUUGUGCAGUUUCAGGUGGGUCAUAUGUGGUAUAGCUGUAAGUGGGUUUGCAGGACUAAACAUACUACUGAAGGUGGUGUCUGUAGGCUUGUUACUAAUAUUAUGAUGUAGAAACUAUGUACCAAAUCAAGGGUUUAUGAUCCUGCUUUUUCUAAUUCAUCCUUUAUAAUAACAUAAAGUAGGAAUUGCUACUGAUUCUUUUGUGAAGUGUGCUUGAAUUGACCAAAUUGAUCACUUGCAAGAUCAUUUGUGGUUAAAUUAAGGAGGACUUUUUAAAAGAAAAAAAGUCAAAAAGGUGAAACAGCAGGUGAAUUGCUUAUUUUAUUGUACACUGGCUUAUCUACUGUACUGCUGUAUCCUUAAAGAAGUGUAAUAACUGUGUAUGAAUGCGGCUGCAUAUGGAUAUGGGUUCACUGACUUGGUGUGCAUGUGAUGAGCGCAUGUGUGUGAUGGUGAAUGGGGUGUGUGUGCUGGUGGGUCACUUUGUCUUGACUCACUGUUGGUUUGCCUCCCCUUAACAGCCCUCAUGAAGCCUUAAGUAUUUGGUCCUUGGACUUUCCUUUGACAACAAGCAUGAUUAUAAUAAAGGUAUAAUGAAUUCUGAUUUUGAAAAAUAGACUAUAAAGGAACAGCAUUUUUCCUUGUUUAUUUUUAUUAACUUGAGCUUUUGUUGAAUAGAAAAGCAAUUCUUUAGAAUUACUUUAUAAUGUAAACGAAGAAAUAAAGAAUAUUUUAUCGUCAUUAUGUUUUAUAGCUGUGUGUAGUUCUGGGCUGUAACAAAAUCUUUUUAUUCCAUGUUUCAAAGCUUCAGUUUUGCAAUUUGUGCUAUUUAUAAUUCUGAACUAGAUUAUUUUCUCAUUAUUUACAUUUUUUUUUUUUUUUUGCAAUUGCUGUGAAAUGGAGGAAGCUUCUAGAAGCCUUUCUCGUAUCUGUCACUCUGUGGCUGUCGAUUGAAUGCGUGGGAAGAAUCUGAAGAGUGUGAGAGUUGUGCUACUCUUUUUUUGUAAUAUUGUAAUAAUAAAAUAAAGUUCUAAUUUAUGCUUUCA